Messenger RNA from Anopheles coustani, 2183 nucleotides. RefSeq names its product androgen-induced gene 1 protein-like. NCBI's taxonomy places the organism in Eukaryota, Metazoa, Arthropoda, Insecta, Diptera, Culicidae. The record is from RefSeq and is a predicted model, not a curated record. Gene Ontology annotation, cellular component: endomembrane system; membrane. The transcript has 4 exons. Bases 269 to 1081 code for a protein of 270 amino acids.
CAUCAAUCCUUCCGCGAGCACCGGAGUUGGUGCAAAGUUCAAUGAAGUUAAUCAACCACAGCACCGUCUAUCUGCUCAGCCCGACGAGAUAAUACUCGUUCUUAUUUAAGACACUUGAAAAUAGCGCACCAUCAUCAUCCUCGCCUGGCACUUAACGAUAAUUCUUUGUGCAAAGAGUGUGCCAUUCUCCGGUUGAAGUGGUGUUGUUUGGCAGCAGUUACAUUGAAAAGUCCACUGACCAUCGUUGAUCCCAGAGCCGGUGAUAAUAAUGGCUAAAUCGAAGACGAGCGGUGGCUACCAGCGUGGCGUUUACGGUGCCCUUCUUAAGCUGAUGCACUUCAUUGCCGCGGUGCAGUUCUCGUACGGACUGUACUAUGAUUUUGUUUAUGUGCACUUUCCGCCGGAGUUGAAACGGGCAGGGGGAGAGUUUGGUGGAAAGCUAAAAUUUCUUACCAUUUGGGAUGCGAUUCUCCAAGCUGUCUACUUUACUGUUUGCCUGCUGAAUGACUUCAUAGGAACCAACGAGGUUGCCCCGAAACGGAUGCCACUGAUCCGGAAGGUAAAAGAUUACAUGCUGGCCGCAUUUGCAUUCCCUGUUGCGCUGAACGUUGGUGUUACAUUCUGGACGCUGAUGGCAAUCGAUCGGGAGCUCGUUUUCCCGAAGGCUCUGGAUGCCGUUUUCCCUGGAUGGUUGAACCACGUCAUGCACACCAAUAUCGUCAUCUUUAUGGUGUUGGAAAUUUGUACCAGCUUCCGGCAGUACCCGUCCCGCAAGGCCGGCCUUACCGGGUUGGGCAUCUUCAUGGCGUCCUACCUAGCGUGGCUGCAUGUCGUCCGUCACUUUGGCGGUAUCUGGGUGUACCCGGUGCUGGAUGUACUGAACCUUCCGCAGCGCAUCGUUUUCUUCGCGGUCAGCCUUAUAUUCUGCGUUGGUCUGUACCUGCUGGGCGAGUUCUUCAACAAUCUUAUCUGGACGAAGGAGCUGAAGCAGCUCCGAACGGCCGCCGGCUCCGGAGCCACGUCCCAGCCGACACCGGUGGACGAUAAAUCGACCGAGCAUCUUAAGAUGAACAUUGUUUGACCACAAACAGGACCACAAAUCGCCAUGUGGGGCAGGGUAACCGAAAAAGGAGGAAAAACAGCUGAUCAGAUGUGCCCCAAAUUAUUGGGGGCCCACAAUUAUUUUGCAUUUAGAAUUAGUAUCAUCUAAUCGUAAGAGUACACUCAUUGGACGCCUGGUGAUGAUUCGGACUGCAUUGUCGUGGAGCAAACUCGCAUCGCGCCUUUUGAAACAGUUGUUUAGGAGGGUGCAGGAAGAAGAAAAAAGGUGGCUUAUAUUUAAAGUAGUCUAAAAUAGAAGAACCGAAGGCCCCGGUCAACCAUCAACCAUUAAUCUACUUAAAUCAAAUCUACCAUUGUACCAUCCAUUCUAGAUAUUUCCUUUAGUCUUUGAGUGUUGUUUGAAUGAAUUUUGCAUCACGCAUGUCUCUAGAAUCGGUCGCUCUGAGCGUUCGUUAGCGUCAAAUUAUUAAACUGGUUCCAUUAAACCAUGGACCAUUUAUUAAAAAUAUUUCAACGUAUUUAGAUGUGAAUGAAUUUGUCAAGUUUGAACGUGUCCGAUCGUAGAACCACUCGUAUCGUACCAGCACCACCAAAACCAAUUACUGACCAACAAGUACCAAAACAUAAGUAAACGUGCAACAGAAUCCCAACGUCAUGAUCGAAUUCGGACUGCAUUGCUGGCAGAAGCUUUGAAGAAUAUUAGGGGAGGGGAAAUAGUCUACGGAUGAAACGUUACUAUGAGCCAGAGGAACAAAAAUUAUUUAUCUUCUUAAAUCGAAUGUCACGAAAGUAUGAUAGAAAUUACAUCAAAACCGUUAUGCAAGUAGCUAGAAAUUCGGGUCCGACAUUAGCAAACGUUUGUUUUGUAGGCCAAUUGUCUAGUCCGUGUCGAUUUGUUCAAUGUUGCGUAUAUCACUUUAGAUGUGGCGUGUGUACUACUAGGUGUUAUUAUAUUCCUGCAUACACAAGCACGGUCGAUCGUAGAUAGUGAAAUUCAAUUUCAAUUUAGAUGGGGAAAUAUUUUCCACACAAAAAGUAGAGGAGAAAAUCUUAACACUGGCGAUAUUAGAUUUUUGUUGUGACGGGAAUAAAUACGGCGAUAAGGUGUCAUUAUACAGAAU